This is a messenger RNA of Cryptococcus deneoformans JEC21, 685 nucleotides long. RefSeq lists its product as hypothetical. NCBI's taxonomy places the organism in Eukaryota, Fungi, Basidiomycota, Tremellomycetes, Tremellales, Cryptococcaceae. The record is from RefSeq and is a predicted model, not a curated record. The transcript is spliced from 3 exons. Bases 71 to 685 code for a protein of 204 amino acids.
CUUCUCCUUCCAGGCGGUUAACUAUCGCAUUCUUUAGCUGAUCCUUUCAGAAGAGAAUUCGAACAACAAAAUGUUCCCCGGGAUUGCUAUUCUCACUUUCUGUUUAUCUGCCCUCUUAGCUUCGGCGACACCGUUCAAAGAGCGUUCAGGAGCACCCAUCAAUGGCAUGACUCUCUCCGUCGACUCUGGCAAAUUAUGCGAAGGUCACCAAGUCAAUAUCUCUUGGGGAGACACCAGCCUCGGUGCAUCGCCAUAUCAUCUUCAAAUUGGUAUUGGAGGAUACUACACCGGGGUCAACUGGACCAACUCGUUCGAUAACGUUACUGAAUCAUCCUUUCUCUGGAACGUCAGUAACCCUGCCAAAACGUCGCUUGUCUUCCAAGUGUCUGAUGCCCUCAACGCGACAACCUACGUCCAGAACCAGAUUGUCCGACCGGGCAACUACUGUGACAUCGCCACUCAGCCAUCGCACACCGUCACGCCAGUGGCUUCCUUCGUGAAACCGAUUGUCACUGUGCCAACUAUUUCUUCCGAUCAGAAUCGGGUUGAUCAGGUCGACCCUCCUAUUCCUGUUUCAAGUCUCUCACCCAAGAAGUCUUGUCACAUCCGGAAAUCGAAACCAAGGAAUGUCAACAAUGUCAAUCGAUCGGUAGAUUCGGGUCUGGGUCAGAGGACCGCCCACUGA